This is a messenger RNA of Notodromas monacha, 642 nucleotides long. NCBI's taxonomy places the organism in Eukaryota, Metazoa, Arthropoda, Ostracoda, Podocopida, Cyprididae. The record is from the annotation of a GenBank genome assembly.
AACAUUUCAGAGCCCCUGUCGGUUCCGGGCACAAGUAACCGUGCAGAACUGACUGCCGUGCUCUAUGCGAUCCACAUUGCCAAGGAAGCCGGUUUGAGUAAGUUAGAGGUCCGUACCGAUUCGAAGUACGCCAAGAAUUGUGUCACUGUUUGGCUGCCGAAAUGGAAAGGCAACAAUUGGCAGACAACCGCGAAUAAAGAUGUCCUGAAUCAAAAUGAAAUCCGAGCUAUCGACGAAGCCUUCAAUUAUGUGGAAGUGAAAUUUAAGUGGAUACGAGGUCAUUCCAAAGAAAAAGGAAACGAAGCUGCGGAUCGAUUGGCGAGGCUGGUUAGAAAGCAGGGUAAAAAGAUUUCUACCGAAGUCCGGUUAAAUCUUGUCCCGUCGUGCUUCGAAAAUUCGGAGUGGAAGUGUUCUCCAUUGGUCUCCGUGCGGUAUUACGCUGAUUGGUCUCCGUACGCUGGUCAGAAGGUGUCCGCCGCGGGAUUUACAAUUCUUGGCGUGGGAGAAUGUGAGCAGCGAGUGUCAAGGUUUAGUUUGGCGGAGUACAGGAAUUUCAAUACUCCGGAAGAGGCGGAAAAUUACAUGAAUGUUCUGGCACGUACCUUGAUACCAGCCAUUCUGAUUUCGGUAGUUUAUCUAUGC